AUGUCCGAGAAGCACAAGCUUGCUGUGGUCAUACAAGGCAGCUCAAAGUCGUCUGCAGAGUCUCUCAAGGAUGCCAAGAAGAAUGAGGCAAUCUUCGACGAGCGUCGUAGCAAGAACCUCCUUUGGAAGCUAGACCGCAACAUCGUGCCCUUCUUGUCCUUGUUAUAUCUUCUGUCCUUCUUGGACCGAAGCAAUAUCGGAAACGCUCGUCUCGCUAACCUGGAGUCGUCGCUCGGGAUGAAAGGACUCGACUAUAACAACGCACUAGCCAUCUUCUUCCCCUUUUACGUCGCCGCCGAAGUCCCCAGUAACAUGAUGCUGAAGCGAACAAAGCUCAGUUUUUGGUUUGCACUCAUUAUGGUUCUAUGGGCUUUGUCCACGAUUGUCAUGGCAUUCCCCAGCAUCAACUUCUAUAUCAUGACUUGGUAUCGUAGACAUGAAUGCGGCCUUCGCAUGGCAAUCUUCUUUUCUGCUGCUACCGCGGCAGGUGCCUUUGGGGGUCUGCUCGCACGAGGAAUCUCUGAAAUGACUGGUGUUGGCGGGCUCAUGGGAUGGAGUUGGAUCUUCAUUCUCGAGGGCAUCGUUACGUUUAUCGUCGCGAUUUGGGCCUACUUCCAAAUCCAUGACUUUCCUGAUACAGCCAAAUUCUUGACCGAAGAGGAACGCUUGGAAGUCCAUCGAAGGCUACGCGAAGAUCGUUCUGGUCUUGCAGAGGAAUGGCACAUGAAAUACGUCAUUCAAGCUCUCACCGACUGGAGAUAUCUGGAUUCAUAUGCUAAUCACUCUUGCGUCAGCCUGUUCCUGCCGACGAUCAUCAAGAGCAUGGGGUACAAGAACAGCAAAGCGCAACUCAUGACUGUCCCACCAUACGUCGUCGCGUGUGUCUUCACUAUUAGCGGAGGCUUUCUCGCCGACCAGUUCAAGCAGCGCGGUAUAUUCAUGAUCGGCUUCUGCUUGCUCGCCAUUAUUGGAUUUACCAUGCUCAUCUCCACAGAGAACGUUCAUAUUCAAUACGCUGGAACCUUCCUCGCCGCGAGCGGGAUUUAUGCCAAUAUCCCCGGAGGUGUCGCCUGGAACAGUAAUAAUAUCGGCGGAUCUACGAAGCGAGCCGUUGGUCUUGGCCUGCACGCAGCUUGUGCCAAUCUGGGCGGUAUUUUCGCCUCGUAUCUCUUCCAGAGCAAGCAAGCUCCACGCUACUUGUUGGGUUUGGUACCCUUCUAG
Molecule: messenger RNA, 1221 nt
Organism: Serendipita indica DSM 11827
Lineage: Eukaryota; Fungi; Basidiomycota; Agaricomycetes; Sebacinales; Serendipitaceae
Source: the annotation of a GenBank genome assembly